AUGAAUAAAGAGGCAGAAUCAACAAGAUCCACUAUUUAUAGUUCCACCACGACACCACGACGUGACGUAAAUGCACAAAAUGAAAAUUCGGAGUGUGGCAAAUCAAGCUCAUUCAAAUUACCAGGACGAAAUGAAUCCGAGGAACAUGAACUUGAGGCGCGAACAGAUUUGAUUGAAAAUCCCGAAUGUACAACCAUUUCUAGUAGUAAUUGGAACACCGGGGAAUCUAAUUCCAAUAGAGAAAGGAGUCAACAAAAUCAUGUGCAUGUUGAAUGCUUAAAUCGAUGGAGAUUACGAAGUCAAAAGAAGACGAGUUUCUUUCAGUGUGAUGAGUGUAAAUAUCAAUACGCGUUUCGAAGAACCACAAUAGCAAAAUAUGCGACUAAUGAAUUUGUUUUGAAAAUAGUCACAUUAUUAUUGUUUGCAUGCUGUGUAUUCCUUGGUGGAUUCUUCGCAAAAUUUUUCCUCUACUUUAACGGAUUCAAAGCGAUGACAUUCGCAAAGAUAUUCACAGUUGACUAUAAUCAUCUAAUAUCUGGGUUCGUGUUUGUUGGUGUGAUAGGAUUCUUGCAGAUUUUGUUUUCGUUGUUGUGGUUGGGACCUUUUCCUUCGUUGAAUAUACGAUUACCUAGUGGAGGUGGGCGUGGGGGUGGGAGAGGAGAUAAUUUUGCUAUUUUGGUCGUGGCUGUUAUUCUCGCGAUGGGGGUUGUUAAAGCUAUUUGGGGCAUGUAUAAAUUUGCGCAAACUGUUAGCAGAUUGAUUUUGGAGCGAGUGGAGUUGGUGAUUUUGGAAGUGAACGCACCUGUGGAAACACCAUCGACAUAA
Messenger RNA from Ambispora leptoticha, 825 nucleotides. NCBI's taxonomy places the organism in Eukaryota, Fungi, Glomeromycota, Glomeromycetes, Archaeosporales, Ambisporaceae. The record is from the annotation of a GenBank genome assembly.